AUGGCAUUGGUUCACACAAGUUUUUACGCCAAUCCUUUGGAGACUUCCAGGCUUUCACAGCGCGAACUUCUCGCGCGCAUUUUCGGCCGUCAGGAAGCCAGCGAACAUGUCCGCGGUAUGGAUUUCGAAGAAAACUCCAGUGAUUCUGGCUCUGAUCAUGAAAUGGAGGAAUUUAAUGAAGGUAAAGUCUUUCUAUUUAUUCUUUCUUAAGCAUACCGUACUCCACAUGGGAAAAAAGAGGGCGUUUUGUGUCUAAAAGCUGUGGAAGGUUUUUGUACUGAGUAUGUAAACAACGAAUUUGUUCGCCAUUUGAGGAAUAGCUGACGAGCGCUUUUUCAUCAUAGCAUAUUUUUCUUUCAUAGCAGAAGCAAUUUUGAAAGUUUUAUUUUCACAAGCAUGUACUUUCGUGUUUUCAAACGUGUUUUUUUGUUUCUUUUCAUGCUUGAAGGGAAUAACAAGAAGUGAACUUUGUACGCCUUGAUGCAAAAUGUAAAUUUCUCUCAGCUACACCAAAACAGCUGUCGCCAUCGCAGUUGAAUAAAUUGAUUUAUGGUGUGAAAAAUUAUCUCUGAAGUUGUCUUGUAUGUUCAUAUACGGAUGAUUAUGCUCAAAUAGCGAAAUGAUUCCUUUCGUUCGUUAAAGAUCGAUUGCCUCGUGAAAUAAGGUCAGAUCUGUACUAGUUGUACAGAGCAGAGCUUGUUGGCCUUGAAAAUUGUCGACAUUUUUCUUCGCAUCUCCCAAAACAAGUACGCUUUUUGAAUUAUUUGAAAGAUGUCUAAACUAGUUUUUCAGUUUUUCGGCAUCAGCAUGACAGUCACACACGGUCUUUUCUUUGCAUGCUGUAAUUCACGUGAAGCACUGAAUUCUUUGACGUUAGUUUCAUUUUCCAGUUGUAAAAGACAAAAGUGUGGUGCCAGAAUUUCAUUUUCAGCUGUGGCAGCACUUUCACUGGCCUCUGAUCAAGAGCGCUCUUAUAAUUAUUUUAAUUAUUUAAAAAAGAGUCAAACUUAAAUCCUUUGUUUUCUACACCCCUCUGACAUAACAUCACUUUGCACAGUGAUUGCGAUUUUCCAUGGCUUGUUUCUUUAAGGCUUAAUGUAACUUCAUUUCCGAGAGAAAUUUUGAAACAUUCACACGUUUGUGUAAGAAGUGAGCUGUUUUAUUUAAACGGUCUUUGGGAAUUAAUUUAGUAAUAUCCUUACUGUGUGCCAUAAAAUUUUUAUGAUGUUAGUAUGGAGAAUUUGUUUUUUAUCUCAUCACUUGCGUGAAAAAAUCCAUCUACAAAAAAAGAGGCUAGAGUUCAAACUCUGUAGAAAAUAUGUUUUAAACUUGUUAAAUGAACCACAACAUUUAUCUAAAAUAAGAACUCUAACACUUCUUAAAUUUCCAACCAAAGGGGUAACAAAUUUGUGCAAACGAAAACUGAAAAACUACUGACUAAAACUCCACAAAAAUAAACUAAAAUUAUACAAAAAAUGUCUACGUUAGUUUUCCAAUGUCGAGGUUAGAGUUCUUUGACAUGAUUGGCUAAUUUGUGAAAUGUUGUGCGUUGUGCAUGAAUACAAAAAGAAUACAGAAGGGGAGAGGAAGAGAAAAAUUGUAACUUGAAAUUUGAAAAUGAAAGAGAUUUUCUACAACUUGCAUGUCUUGUAUUAUAUCAUUACAGUAAAGAGAAAUUAUGACUCGGUCAUCCAUGGGAGUUUAUGGGUUAAUUAAAGAUCCCACAACUUUUGCCAUGUCUUUAACUGUUUAUGCAAACAACUAACUUAAAUUUUUGAGAGCAUAAAACUUGUCUAGAAGACUGUUAACCCUUUAGCUCCCAGAUCAAAUUUGUAACUCUCCUUACUGUCAAUCAUACAGUUCUUAUAAUUUUAGUUCAGAGAAUUUAGUAUUGGAUCAACUAAUUAUCUCCAGAUUGAUAUUUUUCUUUAUUCAUAUCACUUAUCUGGUUAAUAUUGUAUUGAUAUUGUAAGGAGAAAUUCUGUCUUGGUCACUCAUGGGAGUUAAAGGGUUUUAAAGGAAAGGUGAGAUUUCUCUUAUAGUACAAAACCAGCUCACAGCUUAAGGGUAACCAUUAAAAUAUUAGUAUGGUUUUACGAUAACCACCCUCCCUUCCUUCGGUAAAAAGUUUUAUUGAGUUUACCGCAUGAUUUCCCCCAAUAAGUUUGGUCCUGGAGGUAAUCUCCAAUCAUGGGGAUGAUUAUUUUGCCAUUUGGGAACAGUGUGAUUCAUAUUCCUGUGUCUACAUGAUGAAUUAACAACAGAAAAACUUUCAGUCUAGUCGAUAUUUAUUACAUUUCAGCUGCAGGAUGAGAGCUGGUACAGCUAAAAGCACUUGUUGGUCGUUCCACUAAUGGUUGCCUUCCUUCACCAUGUCAAGACACAAUGUCUUGAUGAAAAAGGAAGUGUUUUUGAGGUCUUAAGGUAAAGUGAAAUUCCCAUACUGACUUCAGUGUAAUGUCAGUGUCAUGAUUGUGAAUGUUGGUGGCUGUGUUGUGAAUGUUGGUGGCAUGGUUGUGGUUUUUGUUGUGGUUUUUGUUAUCACUGUCUCUGUGAGUGAUGUUUCCAAAAGCAUGAUUUUGUUUUUGCAAUGCUCAUUAAGUUUUAAUUAGAACUUUAUUAUUAUUCAUUUCUUGUGGAAAAAGCUGUUUAUUGGUUUUUUUAAGGUUAUGAGUUGCCAGUGAUUUAUUCAAAUAUUUGGCUACAAGAUAUUGCUGUGAAGUACUACUGAAAAUCAUAAAAGGGAGUCAAAAACAUUUAAACAAUCAUGCUAUGUGAUGUUCAGAUAACAUCAUUAUCAAGUACAGAUGUUAGAAUGUUUAAUUACUUGACAAAACUUAACUUAGUUGGAAAAAAAUGAAAGUUUUAAAAAUGGUCUUUUGAAGUUUCAUAUGGAUGGUAGUUAAAUCUGUGUGUUUACACGUUUCAAUACUUUCAUUCAUUUUGAUUAAGUGUUAUUUUUACUCAGUAUUUUUGCACUAAAGUCAGUUCUUUGUUUUUACUUGAUGACAUCAAGUCUGCUGAAUGUUAACAAUGUUUUUUUUUAAUGCUAUGUAACUCUCUUGAUAUGACAUUGAGUAAUCAUGGUUCAUUGCAAACUGUCUUUAAUUUGGUUGCAAUGUAUUGCAAAGAGUACCUCAGUGAUUGCUGUACUGUGUUGUGUCAAUUUCAUGGUUUCCAGUUGUAUUGUGGUAAAUGUGAGUAUUGCAGCCUGUCUGAAGAUGCAAGAAAAUAAUAGUAUGAUAAUAUAAUCGUAAAAUGUGGUUGACUUCCUUCCCCAGUUGAGACUUCACAUUAGUCUUGAUAAAAAAGGAAGAUAGAGCUUACACUUAAUAUAGAUUUAAUCUGACUUUAAUAUCAUAGUUGUGUUAUCAUGUCCUAUUUAAAACUUUUUUUCCAUUUGUUGUUGGUUUUGUAAUGUGUAUCUUAAGGACAUAAGAUUUUUGACCAGUGGAAGUGUUAGAGAUGUUAUCAUUGACUAAGAUAUAUGAAGUAUUUAAAAAUCCAGAUACAUCCAUUGAUGAUAUUCCAAGCAAUGACCCUAAUAUUGGAUUUAACUAUUAUUAUUAUCUCAGUCUCUAACAUGAAACAUAACAUAUAACUUGCAUUUAAUUCAUACUUAAAUGGUUGUUUUCUUAAAGUGUAACAAGAUUGCAAUCUUAGUCAAAUAUUUUUUAUCUUUAAUGUCUUUUUGCACAUUGCUUAUCAGAUUUUGAGUGGGAAUGGGAUCCAAUGACACUAUCAUCUUCAGUGUCCCUCACUCGAGGUAAUAAGGAGGUGCUGUUCCACCCUGAUUACAGCUGUGGAACUGCAGCAGCAAAAGGCUCCCAGCCCCUUUGUCAGGGGGGAGAAUACUACUGGGAAAUCAAGAUGACCAGUGCAGUCUAUGGUACUGACAUGGUAGGUCAUGUUCUCCUCUGUUGUGGACUGACAUAACGGAGACAGAGCUACAAACGUGACAACGUGUUAAUGGGGAAGUUGAAGACUUGACACACUCUACUGGUGCAAAAUAUCUUAGCAGCAUUUUCAUACCAGUUCUUCUAAACAAGGAAACAACAAAUUGACUGGACAAGACUGUGCAGAAACUUACAAACUGCAUGUUUAAAAAAACAUUGAAUGUUUGGUUAGAGUUCCACUUCAGAUACCAUCAAAUGGAUAAACUUAAAAAUGUUGUGUCACCGUUGAAUUGCAUAGUGCAACCACUGAACAGAGUGACUUACUAACACAACAGACCAAGUCAGUGCGUACAUACAUGACAUACAAUACAAUGACUUACAUGGAGUGAAACAAAUACAGCUAUUAAACAGUGGAAUGACUGCAAAUACAGACCAACAAUACAAGAUCACCAAUGACUGAUGACUUUUUGUAUCCUUUUGACCAUAGUAUAUUUUAAAGGUUGCAAAAUGGUAUUUUUUCUUAUUGCAAUAUGUUAUUUAUGCAAUCCAUGCAUUUUGACAUGCAUUUUCUGUUUGGAAGUCAUGGUAUUAUGUACCACUAGUGGUGAAUUGAAUGAAAAAUGAGAGUAUUAAUGACAAGAAAAUUUGGUUACUUAAAAAAAUUUAAAUUUCAAAUAACGAAAGCAAAUCACUCCCUUGGUGAUCACAUUUUUUUGGUCAGAUCAUCAUAUUGCUUGAAAUCUGAGCACCACCUAUGUUCACCAAAAACUACUUUUCUGAAGGCUGUAGAUUGUCGCCACAGUUUAUGUGACUCUGAAGGACCUGCUAGAUGUAAAUUGAACAAGCAAAAUGGAAAUUUGCUUUGACUAGACCUUUUACUUGAAAAAUGCCUUAAAAAAAAAUUUUUAUUUUAACAUAGUUUCAAAGAGUAUUGGGUUUUAAAAUAUUGAUUUUUGAAAUUGACUAUUUAAGGGGUUGCAUUUGUAAGUAUUUUUGCUCUGUGUGAAAGAGUUAAAUCUCUAAACUUUGGCAGGAAGAAAAGGAUAGGAUUUUUUUGUAGUUCUAAGUAACAACAUGAUGCUAAAUGACAAUGCAGUGAUCAUUGUCCUUCUUCAUUCUUUUGUGUUACUGAUUGCUGAAGAGUAAGUACGCUAGAUGUGGCACUUAUUGUAAGACUCAUCAAGUUAUGUGUAUUUUCAACUCUCAGAUGCUAGGAGUGUGCAACAGUGACCUGGAUAUUACUCAAUACAAAACCUCAUUCUGCAGUCUUAUUGGCAAGGACAGUAAUAGCUGGGGGCUUUCUUACACUGGUAAUUUUUAUCAUCAAGGGAAAGCCCAGAAAUUCUCCUCAAGAUUUGAUCAUGGCUCAGUUAUUGGAGUUCAUUUGGAUACAUGGCAUGGGAAGCUUUCUUUCUUUAAAGACAAUGAGCCAUUGGGUGUGGCAGCUAAUGGACUUAAUGGGAAACCACUUUAUCCUGUGGUGUCUUCAACUGCAGCAAGAACAAAAAUGAGGUUGCAACGUAGUUCAUCAUCAUCCUUUUCUCUGCAGUAUCUUUGUUGUGCAGUGAUUGGCAAACAUCUACCAAAUCUUGAAGCUCUAAAGGCUUUACCCAUACCACCUGGGGUGAAACGACAUCUUUGUAAUGAACUUGAUUGGAUCUUCAAGGUCCACCUUCCCUCACAAGUGAAGAAAACCAGUGACACUGAUUUGUGAUGUCUGUGUUUUGGAAACAUUUUAAUUUGUAUCAAGGAUGAAAUUUCAUCAUAAAAUGGAAAUGGUGUCUUUGCUUCAAACUUUAGUCACGCUGGGAAAAAUGAAGUAGAACUGCAGAGCCAUUGAAGGAAGUAAUUUACUAAAUAUAUUUUCGUAUGAUCAGAAUAUUGUCAAUACUGAAUGUGUAUGUGUUGUUGUGCAUCAGGAUUUUCUAAAGAAGUUUAGUUAACUAGUGUGAAAUUAUCUAAGUGAAUCUCACUCAAAAAAGCCACUGUAUAGGAUCUUUGUGUUAUCACUGAUAGUAUUCUUUAGUUUACUUAGCUGGAAGCUACCUAUCUUGUUAGGAUGAUUUGAAAUACAUAUCCCAGGAAACUUCAAAGGCACUAUCGCUAUUAGAGAUAAGGUUUAAAUUUAUGGCUGAGUGAUUGCCAAAACUGAAUAUGUCUUGGGUGGUUACCUUGACCUCCAAAGUGUACAUUGAAUUUUUCACGUUUAAGUUAUGUACAAAAAGUUUGAACAAGAAAAUAGGGGCGUGGACAAAGUUAGAUAUUUGUAGAGUUGUAUUUAUUAUACUCUUUUUUUGUACCUAUGCUUGGAAAUAUGUCACAGAGUAUCGUAAUUUAUUUUAAAAUAGACGAAAGAUAGGAGAGAUAAUUAAUGACAAGAUGAAAUUAAUUGAAAGCUUGAUGAUUUUGUUUCAAAUAGAGUUAAACAAUGUGUAUCUGGUUUGCAUCCUUUGAGGAAAAAACUUCUUUUUUUUCUUGUUAAUCUGUCUUUUUUUGGCGACCUUUUUUUUUUACUGUGCACCAAAAAAAACAUAAAAUACUCUGUUGAGUUUUUUAAAUAUAUGAAGCCUUACCUUAUGAACAAUAAAUCUAGAAAACAACAAAAGAUCUGGCUUGCCAUAUGUAUAACUUGUUGUGACUAGAGAGAGAUUAAAAAAGUAGAUAAAAC
Pocillopora meandrina is the source of this 6564-nucleotide messenger RNA. The record is from the annotation of a GenBank genome assembly. NCBI's taxonomy places the organism in Eukaryota, Metazoa, Cnidaria, Anthozoa, Scleractinia, Pocilloporidae.